AUGCUUUUGUGUAAACAGCCUGGUGAGACUGGGGUCUUUGCAACCGCCACACAUGAACAUGUUCACAUCUACCGACUCUCUAACUCUGCACUCUUACAACAUGAAGAACAAUCGACUCUCUUCUCAACUAUGGAUUUAACUAGUCCAGUCGCGAGGCCGUAUUUACAUUGUCCAACUUCCCUAACGAAUGCUUCUACUAUAGAUCAUACAUCUUCUUCUUUGUAUGGUGCCACUCCAUCUUUUUCUGGUAUAAAUAUUAUAGCAGCAAGACGACGUUGGGGUUUUCCUAUUCAACCAUCAUCUGUUAUUCCUAUUCCACUACUUUGUACAAAUACAAAUAAUACAAAUACUACUAUACCUCAUCCAACAGCAACUACAAAUACAAAUAAUAAUAAUAAUAAUACCACUAUUACUACUACUACUAGUACGAGUAUGAAUACUACUACGAGUACUGCUGCUACAUCAUCACGUGGAGUGGGUGCCUUCCGUACAGCAGACACAACAACAACAACAGCAACAACAGGGAAACCACAGAUGCGUGUGCCUCUUUCACUCUCACUGAGUUGUGGUAGGGAUUCACCCUUGCGGUUUUUUCUCUCUGAUAGUACCGGGGCUGCUUGGAUGGGCACCCAUCACGAUGUUGGCACAGAAGGAACCUUCGCACUCUUGUACCCACUCUCCAAUGGUGGUUCCCAGCGAAAUACGGAAUCUCACUCUAGUUACAAUGCAACAAUAGUGGCUUCGGCGUGGAGUCCACAAAAUGCAACGGUGUUGGCAGUGGGACGCCGUGAUGGAGUUGUUCAGUUGUUGGAUGUAGAGAAGGGCAGUUGUAGUUAUACAAGUUCUCUCACCUGUUCCUUGAGUGGGGCGACCGUCGAACACACCUCUAAUAUGAUGGGAAACUACUACUAUAAUAAUAGUAAUAAUAAUAAUAAUAAUAAUAAUAAUAAUAAUAAUAGUUAUACCAAUCAACCGUAUUUAGGCCCUUCAUCAUCAUCACGAGAGUAUUCCUUAUCAUCUAAUCAUGCGGUGUGGAAUGGAAACACGAUGGUUUUAGAUGUAGAGCGAGAGCGGGUUUUGCAGGGAACAAUAACGGCAAUAGAUUGGGUCGCCGGAUCUCCAGUAACCGUAACGGCCGCCAAGCGAGUGGAUGGAGUGGGAUAUUAUGCAGAAGUGAUGGAUAUGCGUUCACCGGAGAGUGGAAUUCAUUAUCUUGGUGCCCCAACAGGCGCUGUAGCCGCACCGCAUCAACUCACCGGUGUGAGUGCCUCUCUCCCAACAUUAUGUUGUGCGGAAUUAUUAGCCUGUGAUGAUUCUCAGAAUUACGUGGCUACUGUGGGAAGUCACAAUCGACGGGAUGUUGUGCAGUUGUGGGAUCUGCGCAUGACGUCCAGACCCGUUUCUUGUCGAGUACACUCACAUGCCGGAUACACUUCACUGGCGUGGUGUACGCGAAGACCACAUACAGUGAUUGGAACUACACGGAAUGGUGGAGUGCGGGUUCAUGUCUUUACAGAUCUCACUCGUGGAGAUAAGAGAGAAGUGGAAGAGGAGAAGAGUGAAAAUGAAAUGAAUGAACGGGCAGCUUCAGAGGGAAAUGAGGAUGAGGAUGAGGAUGGGAUCUCCAUUCGAUCCGCCGGUACUACCACUACCAACACUAGUACAAAUACAACCACACUAUCACUAUCACUAAAGAAACGGGUGACAAAACCAUCAGAGGAACGUUGUCGACUACACACACGGGUACCAGCAGCGAGUGUGGCUUGGUUAGCAGAUAGUCUCUCUUUCUCACGAUUUCUUAAUAAUGAUAAAGUAAACCGUAGUCCAAGAGUUUUUAAUGGAGGAAAACUACAGAAUGAUGGUGGAACUAGUAUGUCUGUUUCACGAUGUGUAGAAGUUGGAGGUUGUACAGAUCUCCCUUUUAUUAUUUUAUUAAAUUCAAAGACAGGGGAAUUAUAUUCACAAGUUUUUACCCUCAGAGGUGCCACAGCGGUGAUAAUUAAUGAUGUACCAUUGUGUAGUUUGGGACCUGACAUAUUCCUUUACAAAUAUAAUAAACAAGAAACCAACUUGCAGAAAUUAGAAAGAAUUUCUGGGGAUACAGAUGUGAAGAGUCCUAAUAAUAAUAGUAUGGAUAGUAUGAGUGGUCAUGAUGUCUUUGAUGGAAGUAGUGAAGUAGAACAGAGUGGGAAUAGAGGUGUUGGCUCUAACUCUAUACAAAUUCCAGGAAAAAAGAAUAGUAAUAUGGGAAUGGGUACUUCCAUUACCAAUACAUAUAAUCAUACUAUAUCUUCUUCUUCUACACAAGAAGGAGUAUUAUCGAUUAUGAAUGUAGAUCGUACAUUAUACUGUUUAGAUCGUCUUCAGGCAGGAUUCUUGGCAUCUUCACAUCAAGUUCUCUCUGUUUUAUUACGAGAAGGAAAAGAUCGUGAGGCAUAUAUGUUAUUUCGCUAUGGAUGGUAUGUUCGACGUCACCUUUACCCAGAUAAGGUAGUCUUACCAACAUCAGAGGUUAUUCCUGGAAUGUUGGAUUUACUACAACGGGAACGAAUGGGAAUGGGCCGCAGUACGGCUACGAAUAGUAAUAAUAAUAACGCAACUGUUUCUCAACAACAAACAUCAUCAUCAUCAUCAAUGCAGUGUCGUAAACUUAUUCUUGCGGCAAUGGGAUGGUGGAUAGAUCAGCAGGAGGAACAUAUGAUGUUAUCCGCAACAACAAGAACAAAAACAACAACAACAACAAUACCAGGUAGAGAUUUAAAUGAUGCUGUGAAGUUUCCUCGUAAUUGUUUAUCACCAACACAACAACGUCGUGAGAAGGAAAGAAUGACAUCUCCACAAUCAUGGUCACACGGGAGUUUAGAUGAUCAUAUGGAUAUGACAUUCCCAUUAACACCUUCUUAUCAAUAUGAUAUUCCUAUUUCACUUUCACUAGCACUUGAACGAUGUGAUUGUAUUGCUAUGGCUUCAUCUAAUGAGGCGGUGGAAAGACGAGUGGCUAUUCUUGUUUGUAUGGGCCGGUUAAAAGAGGCAGCGACGUUACUUUCACAUUAUAGUAACUUCCAUCCACUUUACCCAAGUGUGGCUGUGGCCCUCUCUGCGGCAGCUAUACAAGAUAAUAAUAGCCGUAAUAUUCUUAUUGGGGCUUUGGCGGCUUCUAAUUCUACUUCACAUAUGACCUCUAGCUGUAGUUUUUGGAUGAGUCUCUGUCUGACCUUUGCGGUAGAGAUGCAAAAUAACAUCACUCCUUCUUCUACUACUACUUCUACUGCUGCUGCCUCUGUUGCGGCUGUUUCUGUUUCUUUGGCAUCUCAUGAUAGAGAUGAAGUGGAAUUCACUGACAAUGCAAAUAAUAAUGAUAAUAAUAAUAAUGAUAAUAAUAAUAAUAAUAACAGCAAUAGUAACAACAGUGAUAAUAGCAACUGUUGUAGUUGGAUAUAUAAACUUCCACUUCAGAAGCGUCGUGAAUAUCUUGCAUUCUUUACACAACGCUUUCCUUAUCUCCCACUAUCGGACCGAAUAGCGUUUGCGACCUUAAUGCUUUUACCACCAAAUCUAAACAAUGAGGAUGAGGAGGAUGCCCAUCUCGCUCUUAUUGAGGUAUUACAUGAGAUGACCCAAGAACAAUUCUCUCCAGUUAGUUUAGGUGGUUGUUCACUCCUUUUAGCAGCAGCCGUAGAGGGAUUGGACCGCAAUUGCACUUCUCUGCAGAGAUAUGUAGAUGAAACCGGUGAUGUUCAGACACCUGUGGUUUAUGUAGCCCUCUAUGGAUCACCAAACUGUACGGCGUGGGUAUGUUGGAAUGAUGCCUAUCGUACUCAACUGAAUGCGGAAGGACAUGCCAUUCUCCGUAGUCAACAUGAUCUUAGCUGUAUUAAAAUACGAGAACUACGUACGGAUCAGAGUAUAUAUUCAAUGGGAUAUGGAAACAUCAUCAAUAAUAAUAAUAGCAGCAAUAGUAACAACAAUAAUAACAAUAACAACAGUAACAACAGUGGUGCUGCUGCUACUUCAUUACAGUCAACACUUGCUGGAUGUGAUGCCUUUGAUAGACGCCCUGUUGGUCCAUUUGUGAGUCCAUUGGGUGGACUCGCCGGGGGAGCACCAGCCGUCGUGGCGGAGGCGAAAGUAAAACAAAAACGAUCGGGAAAAAGAAGUCUGGAGCUUAGAUGCAAAUGUGGAAAACCCGUUUUAACAGGUCCACCCAAACAAGGAACAACAACAACAACAGCAACAACCACCAUAUUAACAACGGCAGCAGCAGCAGCAACAGGAACAACUACACUUUCUGAUCCUGUGAUGAUAGGAUGCAGUCCACAAGUGCCUGAAGUUUGUCGUGCCUGUUACACUCCCAUGUGUACAGUGUGUGGAGAACAAAUGUUUACACAUGCCUGUGAUUAUGCUCUUGAUAUGUGCUUUACUUGGUGUACGGUGUGUUUGCAUGGGGGACACUUAUCGCAUCUACGUGAUUGGUUUGCAAAGCAUAGUGCCUGUCCUGCAGAAGACUGUCCAUGCCACUGUUGUCACUCUUCCUUUCCGCAACAUCCAGUACUGCCGACAUUGAGGAAAAGUCCAUAA
Molecule: messenger RNA, 4578 nt
Organism: Trypanosoma theileri
Lineage: Eukaryota; Euglenozoa; Kinetoplastea; Trypanosomatida; Trypanosomatidae
Exons: 1
Coding region: 1-4578 (1525 amino acids)
Cellular component (GO): cytoplasm
Molecular function (GO): protein binding
Source: RefSeq, a predicted model, not a curated record